This is a messenger RNA of Nomia melanderi (Alkali bee), 351 nucleotides long. The record is from RefSeq and is a predicted model, not a curated record. Lineage: Eukaryota; Metazoa; Arthropoda; Insecta; Hymenoptera; Halictidae.
AUGGCAGAAGCUAAAAUAACCGAACCAGGGGCUCCGCAGCCGAGUAUCAAUCUAUUUGGAAUACCAAUCAUUCAAACAAAAUGUCAAGGAGACUCUCUAUUCUAUGGAAUUUUAGGAGGUUUUGCAGGUGGAUUAACAACAUAUUUGUUCACAAGCCAGGCAAAAAACUCGAUGCAUACAGGAAUGAUAUGUUAUGUGGCAACAACACUUUGUUAUGCCUUUUAUUGUAUGAAGCAAUUUCGAGAAACGCAGAAACAAAUGAGGCUCGUAAAACAAAUGAUGUAUGAAGCAAGUUUAAAGCAAUCUGCAGAAACUGAUACAUUAGUAACAUAUAAACCUGAAAAAAUUUAA